UAAUAAGCACAACGUGUGCCUCUGUUUUGCUAGAGACAGACACAGUGCAGAGUCAUUACAGUUGAAAGCAAACUGUGUUCAUAGCUGUCCGGACUGUCGUCUCCAAACAAACUUGUCUCUUAGAAGGCCAUGGACAAUCAGAUAUCAACAGAGAAUGGGAAACACAUCGACUCACACAUGGGGCUUGUUAAGGAUGACAGCAGCAGCCAUAUUGACUAUGAAAAAGAGACGGUCAUGGACAACUUGGGACAUCUUUUCGACCACUGCAUCCAGCAAGUGUCCCACAUGGAGACGCAGAGGAACGAGCUGAUACAGGAGCUCCUCCGUCUGCAGGAGCCCAUGCUGCGAGUUGUGGGACACCUACGAGGGAAGCUGGUAGAGACACAGAGGCUGCUCACGCUGGCUCAACUGGAUUAUGUGGCUGUUUAUGAGGAAGUGAAGGAGGUGAAGAGGAAACUGUUUGCCACAGCCAGAGACUGCAUCCAGAGACAGGUGACGCUGGCUGAACAAGAGUACGAGGUGGCUCAGUCUGCCGUUACACAGGAGGAGCUCAAGGCUUACAUCCAGAGUCUGACCCAAGAGUUGUCCCAUCUCCAGGAGGCCCAGCAGAACCAGCUAAACACCCUGAGGGACCAGGCCUCUAAGCCCCGCAGGCCCAGGGCCACGAGCGACGUCAGUCAGUGCCGGCAGGCUUCUGUCAGACUGCAGCGGAGGCUCAGCGGCAGCGUGAGGGCACUGGAGGGCUGGUACGAGCCUCGGCUUAUGGCCCUGCUGAAGAGAAGACAGGUUGGGGAGGAAGCCUUGAAAAAGAGCAGGGAGCAGGCUAAGGACCUGAGGGCCAGCCUGGGGCCCCUGAGAGAGGACAUACAGAGACUGGAGGUGCAGAGAGCCUGUCUGCUGCAGAGGGUCACUCUGAUGGAGAGGGAGCGGGAAGAGAGCAUCACACAACACAAGGAGACUGCGGAGAACCUAAAAGAGAUUCUGAGAGAACUAGAAGUGGAGUUUGAUGUGCAAAGAAAAUCUACGUACAUUUUGGAGGAUCGUAACGAUGGCCUUUUAAAAGACCUGGCACUUCUGAGAGGCUGUGAUGAACCCAGAGCAACCACUGCAGAGGAGGAUCACUAAUGUUCUGUAGAUAUUAUCUACACCAGAACAAACAACGGUAUAUCAUUUAGAUUUAAAAAAUAAAGUAAAAACAAAUAUAAUAUGCAGCAUAGCUUUACCUUGGUAUCUUCUGCUUCUACAUGCUCAGUAUUGACUCUGACCUACAUUUUUAAAAGCUGGCAUGCUGUGCCAAGAAACGAAGCAAAUUGAUUUACUGUAAAUAUUUUAUUAUGAAUAUACUUAAGUACACAAGAGCUCAGAUACAGCACAAAAAAGCAGAGAAAAAACACACAUACAUACAAGUAGCACACACAAUCUGGAAAAUGUAUCAUAUUAAUAUCAAGCAAAUACAAGAAAAACCUAUAGUAUGUACAAUUUUAUUAAAAAUGGAUCUUCUUAGAAUUUUUUUCAGCACAACCAACAAGGAUGAAAGACAUAAAACCAUCAAAAAGCAAACCUGAAUGUCGGAAACAUUUGUGAUGGUUUCAUCCCAAGCCAAAGGGGAGAACUGGGAAACUAAAAAGAUCUAAAUAUCUGACCAAUACGGACUUACUUUAAAUACUUCACGACAUAUGACAACGCAGCAUUUUAUUCUUUCAA
Molecule: messenger RNA, 1704 nt
Organism: Cottoperca gobio
Lineage: Eukaryota; Metazoa; Chordata; Actinopteri; Perciformes; Bovichtidae
Product: syncoilin-like
Exons: 5
Coding region: 130-1125 (331 amino acids)
Cellular component (GO): intermediate filament
Source: RefSeq, a predicted model, not a curated record